This is a messenger RNA of Nannospalax galili (Upper Galilee mountains blind mole rat), 1825 nucleotides long. RefSeq names its product solute carrier family 25 member 20 (gene Slc25a20). Gene Ontology annotation, cellular component: mitochondrial envelope. The transcript is spliced from 9 exons. NCBI's taxonomy places the organism in Eukaryota, Metazoa, Chordata, Mammalia, Rodentia, Spalacidae. The coding region runs from base 181 to 1086 and encodes 301 amino acids. Gene Ontology annotation, biological process: carnitine transmembrane transport; mitochondrial transport; positive regulation of neuron projection development. Gene Ontology annotation, molecular function: low-density lipoprotein particle binding; O-acyl-L-carnitine transmembrane transporter activity. The record is from RefSeq and is a predicted model, not a curated record.
GCAGCCGGAAGCAGGCUCUGGCGGAAGCCUGUCUGGGCCAGCUAGGCCCCCCUCUCGACCUGUCCUGGGUACAGGCUCCGCCCAUCGCAAUGUAGGUGAAAGGUCGGCGGCGCCCGCGGUAUCGCUGGGCAGUGGAGCGAGACUGCCGGGACUGCUAGCUAGACUGUCAGAAGACUGACCAUGGCUGACGAGCCGAAGCCCAUCAGCCCACUUAAAAACCUCCUGGCCGGCGGGUUUGGCGGCGUGUGCCUGGUGUUUGUGGGUCACCCCCUGGACACGGUCAAGGUCCGACUGCAGACACAGCCACCAAGUGGGCCUGGGCAAGUUCCUCUGUACACUGGGACCAUUGACUGUUUUAAGAAGACUCUUAUUAAAGAGGGCAUCACAGGGCUAUAUCGGGGCAUGGCUGCGCCCAUCAUCGGGGUCACUCCCAUGUUUGCUGUGUGCUUCUUUGGGUUUGGUUUGGGAAAGAGACUACAACAGAAAUCUCCAGAGGAUGUGCUUAGCUACCCGCAGCUGUUUGCAGCUGGGAUGUUAUCUGGUGUAUUCACCACAGGAAUCAUGACCCCUGGAGAACGGAUUAAGUGCUUAUUACAGAUUCAGGCCUCUUCAGGGGAAACAAAAUAUAAUGGCACCUUGGACUGUGCAAAGAAGCUGUAUCAGGAGUUUGGGAUCCGAGGCUUCUACAAAGGGACUGUGCUCACCCUUAUGCGAGAUGUUCCAGCCAGUGGGAUGUAUUUCAUGACAUAUGAAUGGCUUAAAAAUGUCUUCACUCCAGAGGGAAAGAGUGUCAGUGAACUCAGUGUACCUCGAAUCCUGGUAGCUGGAGGCUUUGCAGGGAUCUUCAACUGGGUUGUGGCAAUACCCCCAGAUGUACUCAAGUCCCGCUUCCAGACUGCACCUCCUGGAAAAUAUCCUAGUGGUUUUAGAGAUGUGCUGAGAGAGCUGAUCCGGGAUGAAGGAGUCACAUCUUUGUACAAAGGAUUCAAUGCAGUGAUGAUCCGAGCCUUCCCAGCCAAUGCAGCCUGUUUCCUUGGCUUUGAAAUUGCCAUGAAGAUCCUUAAUUGGAUAGCCCCCAACUUGUGAGGCUUAAGACUGUUCAAGACUUCUGGAUGCUGUGGAAAACCAUCUCAUCGCUGAGAAGCAAUGGGCAGGACUAGGUAGUCCUGAAGGGUGAGGGGAGGGGAAUGGUGGUAUUGAGCUCUGUGCAUGGACAUGAUGGUGAAACUGUUGCCUUAAUGACAUUCUCUGCCUUGUAUAACUUGGUGUGCCAUUUUGAAACUUGAAUUUGCUCUUACCAGUUUAGGUAAGAGAAUUGGAGAUAGAAUAAAUGUCUUAUAGACCUACUACCUUUGGCCAGAUUGCCACCUACUGGUUGGUUGCUGGCCCUACUACACUCAAAGUACUCCUCACUAAAGAGGUGAUGUCCACCUCUCUGGAGGCACCUUGCCCAUUUUCAGCCAGCUUACUAGGCGCUGGGAUCUUCUAGCCAGGAAAGCUCAUCAGGCUUCUGGGGUGCACAGAGGGAUGCCCAGAUGUUAAGCCCAUCUCUCUCUACUCAAAUGGACUAGGUGUGUAUACCUAGGAACAAGUCAGCUAAUUAACUGCUAGAUUUUGAUUUUUUUAUACAAAUAAUAAAAACUAUAUAGAAUAGUUUAAUUUCCUAGGAGAAGGUAGAAAAUUUCCCCUCUUACACAGUGAAGACAGUCCCAGACUGCUGGGAUAAGUGUGAAAGCCAGACUGUAGGAAGGCUCUUUUUAUAUACUCUUUCCCCUUGAGAGUACCCAAUUUUAAUAGGAAACAAUAAAUAUUGUUUCUAAUUUUU